AUGUCAAGUGUGACCGGGCUUUACAGGCAAACCGGCUCCUCUCUGAGCUCACCCAAAAGGCGCCAGACCAGAAAUUCCGGAGUACAAGUUGCCCUGAGCGGGAGGGCAAUGGAAGAAUUCCUCCUUGGUUCUGAUGGGAUCGCAGGGAGAGGCCAGGCGCGGCAGUGAAGGCGAGCAGAGGCAACUCAGUCUGGACUGAUCCCUGAGAGGAGGGUUUCCCCAGAACCUACAGAUCAAGCCAGGUACGUAGCUUGGAGGGAGGAAGAGGAUGCCCACGCGUGGACCGCCUCGCUAGCCGCUGCUUCCAGACAACACUGUGGAGAGCAGAGGCAGCUCAGUUGGAGUCGGCCAGCACCUGGGGCCCAGGUUAAGAUUUGGUUUCUCCGCCCUAGCAUGCCUAGCCUGCACCUCCUGCUGCGGAUAGCUGAGAGGUCUUCUGGUCCCUCGCUGAGCUCACACACUCCUCCCUGGUUAGCCAGAAUUCUUGGAACUGAGAUAAGUCUCCAGCAGAUGGGACCCUUCUCUCCCCAUAUAAAACUGAUUCAACACACACAAGAGAACCUGUGGCCUCUCUACAGAACCUGUGUGCCUGCCUGGCACAGGAUCAUCCAGAGCGCCUAA
Apodemus sylvaticus (European woodmouse) is the source of this 621-nucleotide messenger RNA. RefSeq lists its product as uncharacterized. The record is from RefSeq and is a predicted model, not a curated record. Lineage: Eukaryota; Metazoa; Chordata; Mammalia; Rodentia; Muridae.